AUGUUGAUUGGUGAGAGGGAAAGUCAAAAUUCGACUCCAAAUUGCCAACUCGACUCAGAUUAUGGCAUUGCGCUCAUGUUGAUACUAAUACCUAAUGGGAUCGGCUUGGUGUCCUUGAGGCUCAUUGGGCUUUCAAUUUUGAUAUUGCAGCAUUUUUAA
Molecule: messenger RNA, 159 nt
Organism: Pochonia chlamydosporia 170
Lineage: Eukaryota; Fungi; Ascomycota; Sordariomycetes; Hypocreales; Clavicipitaceae
Exons: 1
Coding region: 1-159 (52 amino acids)
Source: RefSeq, a predicted model, not a curated record